UUUAACCCAAAAUCACAAAGUACGUACACAUGGCAAAACAGAAUUGGGCUUGCAAAACAGUGAUUUUUGGUUACUUGAUGCCACAAUAGAUUCUUAUUCACUUGAACGAAUAUAACCUGAGAGGCAAAGGAAAUAAAAUCUCUUCACAAGCUUAUUUUUGAGAUCAAUACUACCCUUCUUAAUCCCAAUUCAGUGCGUUCAGCUUUUAAUCGAUUGGAGAACUUGAUGUACGUUAUAGCUAUUCUGUACCUUAGUUAUCCCCCUCAAGUAACAAAGUCAACAAGUUGUUGUAUGUUUGGGCCAAACCGGAAUGUACAGACGAAGAGUACUUUACUGUACUUAACAUUAUUCAAUCCUCAUUAUAAAAGCAUUUUCCUUCCACUACGAUCUAUUCAGUGUUCUCAGAAACGUGUUCCAUCAUGAAAGCUUACAUUUUCUUCCUUCUGGCUCUAUUGAGCUUCACCGAUGCGUAAGUUUAAUAAAGAAUAAUAUAAAUUAACAUAUUCCUCCUCAUUGCUAAAAUUGGAAAUAUUCCUAGUCGCCAUUUCUCAUACAAGGCUCGAGAGCAAUGGUUGGCCCAAGAAACCAUUCCUUCCAAUUACGACAAGCGGUUCAGACCACCACCGGUGUCCGGCCAAGAGAAUGGACCAGUCCAAGUUAAUAUCUCAAUGUACAUCCAAGAGUUAAGCAUCUGUUCCUAUCGUCAACAAUUGAUUGUUGGUGGAUAUUUCCGUCAAUUCUGGGUGGACCCCCGAUUGGCCAUGACCGAGGUCGAGGACAAGGACGAGACCAUCCUGACUUUGGGGGACAUGUUCGUGGAUACCCCGAUUUGGAUCCCAGACACGUUUGUGGUCAACAGUAAGAACGGCUUGGUGAGCGAAGAUGCUCCUGAGACCAAAGGAAGGUCCUUCUUGAGAGUGAAGGCUGAUGGAUCGGUUUUGGGAUCGACCAGAUUCCGUUCCAAGUUGAUCUGUCCCAUGUCCAAGAAAGAUACGGAGGUGACUUGCUCGUUCCAGGUUGAAAGCUUUGGUGCAAAAGCCACUGACAUUUCCUACGCGUGGAAAGAUUUUGAGGCCGAUUCGAUGGUCGUGUCCGAUCAAGCCAUCAAGUUGUUGAAAAAUAACGGCUGGAAAUUGAUUGAGAGCACCCCUGUCAAUGACCACGUUGAGCUUGACAUUGGAAAAUACUCUAAGGUUUCGUUGAACUUCAAAUUGGAGAAAUUUGAGGGAGAGGAAGAGGAAACGGAAUCUGAUGACCUUUAAGGAUUAGUGAACAAGAUGCUAUGCUUCCUGAUCUAAUCUUACAAUGUAGAUAAUGAAUAAAUCAGUUUUUGCAACA
Molecule: messenger RNA, 1338 nt
Organism: Tigriopus californicus
Lineage: Eukaryota; Metazoa; Arthropoda; Copepoda; Harpacticoida; Harpacticidae
Product: gamma-aminobutyric acid receptor subunit beta-like
Exons: 5
Coding region: 669-1262 (197 amino acids)
Biological process (GO): monoatomic ion transport
Cellular component (GO): membrane
Molecular function (GO): extracellular ligand-gated monoatomic ion channel activity
Source: RefSeq, a predicted model, not a curated record